UGUUGGUUGGGGGGUGGCUUCCCUACCAAACGCGGAGGGCGGAGGGAGUUUCUUGGUGAAUAUCUCCUGCAAUGAUCUGUAAUCCAGGGGCGGGGAGCAAGGGCCCUGUUGUGAAUCUUUUGCAGUGGCUCAGGGGUAGACGAAACUUCCAAAGAAUUCUAGUAAACAUGCAUGAGUACAUUUGUGGCGCAUUGCUACGCAAAGAUGCCUGAGAUAGAUGUUCUACCUACUUGUACCACGUUCUACCAAUAAUGGGCAAGUCGGGCAGGCCCUGCAACCAGAGCCGUUGUGACCUAGUCAUUACGUUGACAUGAGUGUCGGUGACCUCUACCUUUCCAUUACUUCUGGCACAUCUUGUCCUGAACAGCCCCACUGGGUGUGGUCUUCGAACCAUCGGCCUCCAGUCGACGCCCGGAUCAAAGCUGAUCUGAAUGCGUCAAGAUGAUGAACGCCCUAACCACCCCCAACCUCCCCUGGCAGGGGGGGCCUGAAGACGGGGGGGUCCUUGGAUACGGCCAUGAAAAGGCCGAUCUGAAUGCGUCAAGAACCCGGGCUCAAGGAUUCAACAUCAACCAAUCGCGACCGAUCAUGACCAUCCCGACCCACCCUUCAAGUCGAGUCUGAAGCAUUGGAAGGCGGAGCGAGGACCAAGGCUGCGGGAGCUAGAUGCAGUGGCCCAGUCAUAUUGCAGUGAAGGCUGCGGGCGCGGUCGACAUCAAUGGGGUCUUCACCAGGCAAUUGGACAUCUCCUAUGAGGACUUGCCAGUCUAUGGCAAUCUGAAGGAGUUUAGCCUGUCGGCGUGCCGCUCUCCUGAUGAAACUGGACAGCUCCAGUGGGGCUGGAUCAUUGGUCGAGAUGGUGUUCCAGCCUAUGGUUGCGUCGCCGAGCGGAAGGAGAGCAUCCCGAUGAGUGGAUGGCAAUGCUUUCAAGGUCCACCCCCUGCUCCCACCUUACACCUCCUCAGCGCCUCCGAGUUGCCCCAGUUUUCCCUGGAGGAAGCACGACAAAGAGCCUUCGCUGGGGAUCUGCACUUGGCGGUGAAGGCUUUCCGAGAAGUCUUUCACUACAAGUCCAUGCUCUUUGCGUCUGGGAGGGGCUGUGCCAGGCUCCAUGUGGAGUUGGCUCAGCUCUUAUGCAGGUGCCAGCAGAAGGAUGCAGCUCUGGCUGAAGUAAAGGAGGCCCUCAACUUGUGGCCCAGCUUACCUGAAGCACUUCUGUUGAAAGCGCAGCUUUACGAAGAGACAGAUGAUGGCCCGGCCGCCUUACUGGCAAAGCAGUGCUGGCUGAUGCUCCCCGAAGGGCAGAAGAAGCUGCGGAAGGAGUGUCAGGAGCUGCUGGAGAAUUUGGGAGAGGCCCUGGAUGCUUCUUUACCUUGCUGCCUGGCACCCUGCUACCUGGAGGGGGUUGACGACGAGGCUUCGGAGGAAGGGCUUGACGAGGCUUCGGCUUCGCAUGUGGAGAGUUUGGAGGUGAAGGGGUCAUCCCUCAAGGAGGUCAAUGGAGUCUAUGAGCCUUGCAGAGAUCAGAUCUCCAACCACUGUCCAAGCUUUGUCAAUGGCCAUGGCUUCCGGCUCUCUCUGGAGGUUUUGCCGGCCCCAAAUGGGGAGGCCACAAGAGGCUGGGUCAUUGGAAAAGAUGCCGCGGGCUAUUUCGGUACCAAAGACUUGGACGAUGAGCGGCGGUUCCCCUUGGAAGAUGGCAAAUGGUCAUGCUUUGCAGCAGCUAGAGGAGCAACCGCUCCAACCUCUUCAGUUGCAAAUGUUGCAAAGGUGGAUUCGGCCAUUGAAAAGGGAUACCAAGCGCGGCUGGAGGGGCGAGGCGAAGAAGCAGUCGCACUCUUCCGAAGCUGCUUGAAGAUGUCGAGGAUCAGACGCGACCUGCGUCGAGUGGCCCUCGUUUAUACUGAACUGGCCGGCUCCUUCCGAGAGAUGGAUCGUUUGGAGGAAGCCCAAGAGGCGGUGCGGAGGGCCCUGGAGAUUUGGCCUGGACAUUGGGAGGCCUAUUUAGAGGCGGCCUCCAUUUGGUCCAAGCUGCAUCGGGCGCGAGAGGCUUCCGUCCAGCUCCGGCAGCUCCUGGUGGCACGGGAUGCGGCUGACGGCCGGGCGCAGCUGGCGCUACUGGCACAGCUGGAGCGGGUGGAUGCGCCUGGCAUGUUGGAGCUGAAGGGUUGGAUGCAAAACCAUGGAGAAUUGCCUGUGAUUGCAGACUACUUGGCCCGUGAUCGCUCCCAAACAUCUCAAGCCAACAACGGAAACGCGCAGGGCGAGAGCGGACCGGAAGCUGAUUUUGUGCUGGAGGAUCAGCCGACGGAGGUUUUUGCCCACUGGACCCUAGCUGUGGCAUGUCAAGCACGUGAUGUGGACAUCAGAUUCCAGGACCAGUGGCUGUUGGUGCGUGUCCAGGACCAAACACUCUUCGAAGGUGAGUUGAUGCACAAGAUCCAACCCAAGUCCUCUGGCUGGACCUUUUCGUCUCCGGAGCUCACGGUAUGUUUGGCCAAGGCUCCUCACAAAAAUGGGUGGCCGAAAUGGGAGGUGCUCCACAAAGAGGACCAGGCAAGCAGAUUACAUCGGCUACAAGCUUUACCUUUCGACCAAAAGGCCGUUCGCUGGAUGUAGCAAUGCCUCAACAACCCCACAGUGACGGAUCAACUCCAGUGACGGCUGCUGGCGGCUCCUGGAUCCCGGAGAUGUUGCGAAAGUCGAGGCUGUUGGCUCUUGGGAUAUAUGGAUAUUGCAUUUGCAACAUGGAGCUAGCAGCUAGGUCCCAUCUCAUUGAAACUAUUCCUCAAGCGCGCGGAACGACAGCACGUGGCCAUGACUGGUAGCGUCGCACAAGUGUCGCUGAGCGAA
This is a messenger RNA of Durusdinium trenchii, 2853 nucleotides long. The record is from the annotation of a GenBank genome assembly. Lineage: Eukaryota; Dinophyceae; Suessiales; Symbiodiniaceae.